AUGUCUGACUCGGACCCGAAGAAGUACAGGGAGGCGGCCGGUCGGGGUCCCGACCCCCAGUCCCCUCCGGCCUCGAGGACGGAGCUUCUCACCCCCUCCAAGGUGAAGGAUCGCUCUCACAACGUCACAGAGAAGGUCACCCAGGUUCUCUCUCUGGAGUCUGACGUGCUGCCAGAAUACAAACUCCAAGUGCCAGAGACAACGCGGGGGAUCUUGCUCCACUACAGCCCCUUCAAGGCCUUCUGGGACUGGAUCAUUCUCCUCCUGGUCCUCUACACAGCCGUUUUUACACCGUACUCGGCGACGUUCCUCUUGGACGAGCACAGCGGCGUGCGUCAGAGGAGCUGCGGCUACACGUGCAACCCGCUCAACGUGGCCGACCUGAUGGUGGACAUAUUGUUCAUCGUGGACAUCGUCAUCAACCUGCGCACCACCUACGUGGACCACAACGAUGAGGUGGUGACGCAGCCCGGCAAGAUCGCCAAGCACUAUAUCAAAGGGUGGUUCCCCAUUGAUCUUUUUGCAGCUAUCCCCUUUGACCUUCUCAUUUUUAGGUCCGGUUCUGAUGAGAUGGCAACCUUAACGAGUCUGCUCAAAACGGCUCGCUUGCUCCGACUGGUCCGCGUCGCGAGAAAACUGGACCGCUAUUCCGAGUACGGAGCCGCUGUUCUCUUCCUGCUAAUGUGCACUUUUGUCCUCAUCGCCCAUUGGCUCGCCUGCAUCUGGUACGCCAUCGGCUUUGUGGAGAGGCCCUACACGGAGACCGGCUGGCUGGACAACCUCGCAGAGCAACUGGGCAAGACCUACAACGACAACGACUCGAGCUCCGGCCCUUCUGUCAAAGACAAAUACGUGACGGCGCUUUACUUCACCUUGAGCAGUCUGACGAGUGUCGGGUUCGGGAAUGUCUCCCCCAACACAAACUCCGAGAAGAUCUUCUCCAUUUGUGUCAUGGUCAUCGGCUCUCUGAUGUAUGCCAGCAUAUUCGGGAACGUGUCGGCAAUCAUCCAGCGGUUGUACUCGGGGACAACUCGCUACCACACCCAGAUGCUUCGCGUCAAAGAGUUUAUACGCUUCCACCAAAUCCCCGUCAACCUACGCCAACGACUGGAGGAAUACUUCCAGCACGCGUGGUCCUACACCAACGGCAUCGAUAUGAACGCCGUGUUGAAGGGCUUCCCAGAGUCCUUGCAAGCGGACAUCUGCUUGCACUUGAACCGAUCUCUAUUGCAGACUUGCAAGGCUUUCCGCGGAGGCAGCCAGGCCUGCCUGCGGGCCUUGGCCGUGAGGUUCAGGACGGUCCACGUGCCUCCGGGCGACACCCUCAUCCAGUCCGGCGACAUCCUUGACUCGCUCUUUUUCAUCUCACGAGGUUCUGUCCAGGUCAUUAGGGAUGACGUAGCGGUUGCCAUACUAGGUAAAAACGACAUCUUUGGUGAGCUGAUCCACCUUUACGAUGAACCCGGGAAGUCCAAUUCGGAUGUGAUCACAAUCACGUACUGCGACCUGCACUGGAUUCUGAGGGAUGAUCUGCUGGAGGUUCUGGACGUGUACCCUGGGUUUGCAGACGACUUCUGGAAGAACCUGGACGUGACGUUCAACCUGAGAGACGUAGGUUUGGAAAUGGAAGAUACAGUGGCGCCAAUUUCAAGUGAGGAUUCCGGUGAAGACAGUGAUUACUGCCACAGGCCAAGACACAAAAUCCACUCUCUGGAUUGCAGAAUCAGACCAGAUGGAAUGGAUCACAAGGACGCUUACCCUCUUCAGUCCUGCCGGCAUCAUUGCUCCCCAUCCCGAGCCCUCUGGGAAGACGACUGUAGCUGCAGUUCCUUGUGUUCCCAGUCCAGCAAAGACUCGACCAAACCUCUCAGUCAGAGCGCCAAAGUUGAGCUUUACCCCUCUGCAGAAGGCAGAAGGGAGUACGUCCCCUCUGAGGUGCAGCUGCUACCCCCAAGUGGCGCGUCGGUGGGAAGGGAAGCAGUUUUGGACCGGAGUCGUCAAGUUCCGUCUUUGAAUGUGCCAGAAAUGUUCCACUACUGGAGCGAUCGACGACCUCAGCAGUUCUCCAGUCGGGCCUGGCGAUCGUCAUCGGUCCGCCACUCUUACCACCCGCCGCCAUUCACUGAGGAACGGCCGAGUGAACUCGAGUCUCGACUAGAGGUUUUGCAUUCACAGCUAAACCGGUUGGAGACCCGCAUGACAGCAGACAUCAACGUCAUCCUCCAGCUUCUUCAACGGCAGAUGGCGCCCGUCCCUCCGGCUUACAGCACCGUGUCGUCCCGGACACUCCCGACUGACUCGACGAGGCUGUACGGCGGUGGAACGCCCGUGCUGCACGCCAUGUACCACAUUGCCCCCUUGCAGAUAGACAGUCCAGCACCCAGUCCAAGUUCCACGCACUCAGACGUGAAAUUCACAGAGACGUUUCAGGAGUCGGCAUUUGGCAGCAGGCCCCGGACCGGAACUCACCUGGGCUCGAGUGUGAAACGCCCUCACCCCGCCAACCCGAGGACGUGCGCCUCCCUCCGUUGCCCGUCGCUGCCGGACAACCUGGACGCAACCUCGGGACUGUCUGAGAUCCAGAAGCACCUCUCGGACCCAGUACUUCCCGUCACUUAA
Molecule: messenger RNA, 2619 nt
Organism: Syngnathoides biaculeatus (alligator pipefish)
Lineage: Eukaryota; Metazoa; Chordata; Actinopteri; Syngnathiformes; Syngnathidae
Gene: kcnh6b
Product: potassium voltage-gated channel, subfamily H (eag-related), member 6b
Exons: 11
Coding region: 1-2619 (872 amino acids)
Biological process (GO): regulation of ventricular cardiac muscle cell membrane repolarization; membrane repolarization during action potential; potassium ion transmembrane transport
Cellular component (GO): membrane
Molecular function (GO): inward rectifier potassium channel activity
Source: RefSeq, a predicted model, not a curated record